AUGGCGGCUACAACGCAUUCAAUGGAGUCCCGUGUUGGCCGGACUAAUCAGAGGUAUGGCGCCAAAGGUGAAAGGCUGGUCGCCGGCAUUGUCCCCCUGUCUCCAGAUAAAACCAAGGUCUUGAUGAUUCAAUCUGCUGGUCCUGGAGGAUGGGUCUUGCCAAAGGGAGGCUGGGAGUUGGAUGAGCCGACUGCUCAACAGGCAGCCCAGCGGGAAGCUUGGGAGGAAGCAGGCGUCAUCUGUACCGUUCAGCGAGACCUCGGCGUCAUUCCAGACAUGCGACCGAUGAGCCUUCUGACCACUCAUGCGCCAAAAGCGUCAUAUCAAUUCUUCGAAGCCAUAGUGAACCGGGAAGAAGCGCAAUGGCCCGAGAUGCACAAGCGAAGACGGCAGUGGGUUUCCUACUCUCAGGCUGCAUCCGCUUUGGCCGGUCGUCCGGAGCUGCUCGAAGCAUUAAAUCGGAGUUCGUUGCGACGUUAA
This is a messenger RNA of Talaromyces proteolyticus, 480 nucleotides long. RefSeq names its product Nudix/MutT family protein. The coding region runs from base 1 to 480 and encodes 159 amino acids. The transcript is spliced from 2 exons. Gene Ontology annotation, molecular function: endopolyphosphatase activity; bis(5'-adenosyl)-hexaphosphatase activity; bis(5'-adenosyl)-pentaphosphatase activity. Lineage: Eukaryota; Fungi; Ascomycota; Eurotiomycetes; Eurotiales; Trichocomaceae. Gene Ontology annotation, cellular component: cytoplasm; nucleus. Gene Ontology annotation, biological process: diphosphoinositol polyphosphate metabolic process; diadenosine pentaphosphate catabolic process; adenosine 5'-(hexahydrogen pentaphosphate) catabolic process. The record is from RefSeq and is a predicted model, not a curated record.